Messenger RNA from Seriola aureovittata, 5452 nucleotides. Its product is annotated as dendritic cell-specific transmembrane protein. The record is from RefSeq and is a predicted model, not a curated record. The transcript has 3 exons. Lineage: Eukaryota; Metazoa; Chordata; Actinopteri; Carangiformes; Carangidae. Gene Ontology annotation, cellular component: membrane. The coding region runs from base 7 to 1446 and encodes 479 amino acids.
CCCAAGAUGCUACUCUCAUGGACUGCAGUAAAACAGAGCCUUGAAGAUGUUGGUUUUCAGGCCUUGGAUGUUUUCACGACGGGUAAAAGGGACGGCUUUCAGAGAACUGUCCUCCUCCUCCUGACCUGUAGCUUCUCCAGCCUCCUGCUCAGCGCCCUGCUCCUUCUCUACCUGCUCUUCCACCUGGACUAUGAGACAGCAGUGGCUGGAGGGAUUGCUGGCUGCUUUGGGACAUUACUCACCGUCGCCCUCUUCUUAUCAAAGAGGGUACGAUGCUUAGGGACCCUAUUUGUCAUCUCCAUUUUCAUGAAGAAGAGUCGCAACUUGCUGCUCACUGCUGGGACCAGCCUUGUUGUUCUUAAAAAUAUCGUUAACACCUUGGAGAACCUCACAGGCCUCCUCAGGAGUAUGAUCUGCAACCUGAAGGCGAAGAAAUCAGCCAUCAUCACUCCAUUCAGUAACUACGUCAAGAUGUUGAAGUGGAUAGGAAGCGUCCUUAAAGGGGUUACCGACCUGGGAGUGGUGAACGUUAACCCCCAGCUCAAGAUUUCACUCAAACUGGAAUCAGAAAAAUUCAGGGAGAAACUCAGUGAAGCAGAGCAGAGGCUGGACGAGAAUGUGAAAUAUGCACAGUCCCUUGUGAGUACGUUCUCCACUGUGACCAACAGGCUGUUUCCCGCCAUCAGCUUCCUCGUGCUCAUGACCUUCAUAGCCUUGCACAUAAAAAAGUACUGCAGUGACAUGAAAUACGAAAACAGGUUCAUCAGCAGCAAAUUUGUUCGUUUUGACGAGAAGCAGAGGAAGGAAGGAAAACCUCACAUCCUCCCCCUCACACCGGAGGAAGGGAAGCUGUACACCGCCAUCCCCUCCACCCGACCCACCGCCAGAGAGGGCAAAGUUGUACUGAAGUUCGGUGUUUCAGUUGUCGUUCAUUUUGUAGUUUGGGUUAUAUUUAUAACUGUGGACGCCUUAUUGUACUGCUUUGUGGAUAUUGUAACAACAAAAUUAGCAGAGCUGGAACCGUUUCAUGUCCCGUUGUUAAUGAGCAUCAAAGGGAUUUCGGCUGUAAUUGGUUUACCAUUCAGUGAGGAAAUCCAUCACAAAGACUUUUCCUACUCUGUGACCUUGUUUGAAAAGAAGUGCCUUCCUAAACCCAAGCUGCUCUUCUAUAACUCCAUAUUUCCAUUGGCCGUCAUCCUGGUCACCUUGGUCGUCAUGGCCCUGAUGGCGGCCAAAAUGUCCCAGCUGAGGCUGGUGGUCUGUGAGCGAUUCUUCUCCAGUGCUGCGGACGGGAGAGUGGAGUACCUGCAUGCCAAAAUCCUCCAGAAGAGAUUAAAAGGGAAGAAGAAUAAAAACACCUGCAGCCUCACAUCGUUGAUCGUUAAGCCACAUUUCUGGUGCCCGCUGCUCUUUCAACCCAAAGAGGAUCCACAAGUUAUCGUGUGAGGAAAUGAUUCUUUCUGCUAUGUGACUUUUUUAGCUACUAUUAGAGACUCUAGUAAUGGCACCGACGGUAUUCAGACCAACAGCUACUGGAUGCAUGAAGUUUUGUACCCUCAUGAUGACACUGACUUUUGUGAUACCCUGACUUUCCCCUUGUGCCACCAUGAGAUUGACAUUUUUGUUUUUUAGUGAUAUGUCUCAACAACUAUGGGACAGAUUGCCAUGGCAUAUGGUACAGGUCCCAUUCAUGGUGUGCAGCAAUGGAUCCUAAUCAUUUGGUGAUCAGCUGGCUUUUUUUCUACCUACACCAGUAGGUAAAGUUUUCACUCAUCCACAGUUGAGUUGUUGCCUAAAUUAUUAAUUGCCAUCUGGACUGGAUUAAGUUGAUAGUUCAGGUUAUUUGUGUGAGGUACUUACACAUAGUCAAUGCAUUACUUGCAGUAGAUUCGGAUCAGCGUCCUCUAGAGAAGCAGCUGAGAGUACCGGCAGAGAAGCUGAGAGCACGCUACAUUUUGAAUAUCUUCACCGCUUUAUUUUGCUGUCAAACAGCCCGUUCCUUGGGAACUACUUUUCUCAACCACUGAACUACUGUAUUCCUGUGCAGAAGUGUACCUACCUACUUACCUGCGGAGUAAUACAUGGUGCGCCAUAGGUGUGUCCAUAGGUGUGUCCACAGCAGUACAUCGCUCAUCUUGGGUGCCAACGCUCCCCACUGCUUCUCUAAACUUGGGAGGGCACCAAUCCGUAUCUACCGCAGGUAAUACACUGAGUAUGUAUAAGUACCUCACACAACCCCAAGUCGAAUAACCUGAACUCUCACUUUAACACUACAGAGGGAGGUCUGGAAUAAAAUACUCAUUGCGCUUCUUGUUAAUUUGACUCAUUGUUUCAGAUGGCAUUUUAAUAGUAACAUAACAUAAGAGGAUGUGGUUGGUAAUAGACACAGACAUUCUGCAGGACUAACCAAAAAGAGACAGCCACCACCUACAGCAGUACAUGUAUCUAACAUAACACCAGCUCACUGGAAGAGUUCUCAAUCUGUAAGAGGAAGUUUACUGUAAAACAGUGAGUUACUGUAAUUGUACUGUAUUUAUUACUGGGGUGGGGUGAAAAAUAACCCAGAUACACACUGGACUGAUUGAAAAUGACCAGCGUAGAUAAUCUAAAAAUCUUAAUUACUAAUUAAUGUUAUGGCUGACUGGUAGUGGGUGGGGUUUUCAUUUAACUCAUAGGCCCAUGCGUGUUAAGUGCUCAUACGAAGCAGAAGGACAGUUGGUGACUUUGAUGAGCAACAGUUGAACUAAGAGAGGCUACGCUCUCCUUGUCUCAGUCAUCUACCUGCAGAUUUGUUUUCUUUUUAGCCCAAACGCAAACAACAAAAAAUGGAUGAGAACAUCUGUGAUAAACACCACUCGGGCUGGACACUCAUGGAGCCUAUAAGUCUGAGAUAGCUCCACUGCCAGCCAGCUUUCACUUUCAUUAUCUCAUGUCAUUACUUUUUUUUCAAAUACACACAAGCACUCUUUGUGUUAGAGUUACAGCUUGGAUUGCCAGUCAUUCUCAUUACAAGUGAAAGGAUCGUUUACCCUGACUUUUCUGCUCUGAGGUUUACAUCAGUGGUUCAAAGUGAAAUGUCUCAACAACUAUUGCUGUUAAAUUUGGUCUUUCAAGAUGAAUUGUAAUAACUCGUGUUUCUUGGCCUUUGGUUUAGGAUCAAAUGCUAGACUCAUUUGUACUUUGUGUUCAGUGUUCAUUAGUGAAUGGUAGCAUAACAACACGCCUAACUAAGAUGGUGAACACGCUAAACAUUAUAGCUCGGCUGUGGACUCUCAAUGUUUUUGUACUACAUUCUCUUGUACACUGCAGUGAAUAUUUUUAAUUAUAAUUACAUGCUGCUCAAACACUGUGUCCCAUUGCUUGUCUAUAAUCCUCUACCUGUACUGUAUCAUUGUAAUUCGGUAUACUACUGUACUUCAUUAGGUUAUAUCACAUUAUAUAACGGGUUGGACUGUCAGUUGACAGCAAUGGUAACCAUGGAGAAUGGUCUAUAGGAGGAACACUCUCCAAGAUAAUAGCCGACAAACCAUACAUGUGGAGGUUCUUAUUCAAUUCACUUUAGCUUCAAUUAGCACUUCAACUAGAAAUAUCAUUUUCCCUUGACAGAGACAUUACAUACAUAUUACAUCAUGUUCAUUAUGUAACAUGGCAGAUGACAAUGUUCUAUGAUUAUCUCCCCAAACUGUAUAAUCCACCAGAUAACAGAAUAUACAGUAGGCUAUUUAGAUUAGAGGCCAAAAUCAUGACAACGAACAACAUAUAUUAACAAUAUAUUAAAUAAUGUAAAUGUUUCAGGCUUUUGGGUGUUGAAAUAGAAAUCUUUUUUUUGUUCCAAAAUUAAGUUUAUGAAUCCUAUUAUUAAUUAGCACUUAACUGUAUUUCUGUAAGACUAAGCACCAACAGCUUCUAAUAAACUAUAACAGAGGAAGGCUUUGGUAUUUUCCCUGUAAUGCUCCCAACAGAAGUAUUUCCUUACAUAAUCAAAGACAGAUGUCUUCUACAUGUGCUGUGAACAGCACUGUCCUCUUCCCGUUUACAAACUGUCACUCUUAAUUAAUAUCUCACAGGUGUUAUUGUUCUCACCUAGUACAGGGUGUCAUGUGACCCAGAGAAGCUGACAGGCAGGAUGAGCAGUGCUGGAGUUCAGUUUGAAGUUUUAUUUUAUAGUAAGUACAGGUGAAGAGCUGUUGCCUUACUUUAGUGCAACUUUCUGAUUAGGAACUCUUUAUAAAGUAUUUCCAAAUUGUAACUAAUAGAUUAAGGGUUGGUAAAUACUUUACUAAUGCUUCGUAGAUUCGUUAUAUAUUCAUAAGGACAACGUCUGAGUUGCUCAGUUAUGAAAGAUUCUUGAUGAUUUAUUAAGAAGUAUUUAUUUAUGUAUUACAAAUAUUAUUACCAAAUAGAUCAUUUGAGAUAAUCUAAAUUCAUCUGGCAACCAAACCACUGUUCUCAUUAUAUGUCCAUAACUGAUCUACAGUUAGUGGUAUUAGGAAUGAAAAAUACAUAAAAUAAAACAAUUAAUUAACUCUUAAUAAAGCCAUUAUUUACAAUUUACAAACCCAGUGGUACUAUUUUUUUUAAACCUUGCAGUACCGUUUUCUUACUUUAUGUACACUUUAAAUUCCUCCACGAGUUUUCAAUCAACUGGCCUCCAAAGAAUAACAUUGCUCUCGUUAACUGAAUGUACGUACAUAUAUCUUUAUUCCAACUGUAAAAAUGUUUUUGAUUUAUUCCUGUAGUCUAAGAUUUUUAAUUUCAGAUUUUGACCAAUAAAAAAUAUACUUCCGUCGCAGCAUCCAGAGGAGGGUGUGUAACAUACACAGGGCGACCAACUCAUGGUCAAAUGUCGCAUUUUAUGUGUCCCUGCAUUGCUACUGGUGUUAAUGUGUUCUAUAUUACAAUCUCACAGUUCCCACAAUUCCACUGUGGCGUUAUAAAAUUAGUUUCCAAGAGUGAAUGUGUUUAGAUCAUAUUUUCUUCAGUCAGGACACUGAACCCCAAGUUUCUCUUGAUGAGUAGACCACAGCUUGUAAAGUGUAAUUUUAAAAUACAAUAUUUUAAAUAUAUAUUUUUUUUUAAAUGGCAAUGGCCUACAUUUUUUAAGUUGAAACUUAAAAAAAAAAAAAAAUCCUGUAUUUGUCCUUGUUGUCCUUGUAACUUCUGUGAACUGCAGUUAUUAUCUAGAGACUGGUUUAAAUCCAGGAGGGUACACAUUUCAUCACAGACACUCAGUCCAACACCGCCAGCCCCACACCAUCCUUCCACUGCCAGAGACAAGAGGAAAAGAGGAAGUGGUACAGCUCAAGCAUGAGUAGGCCUUCUGUGACUCACACGCUGCCACUGACCCGUGUGGCAACCUGAUAAGCUCACAUUAUGUCUCAACUGGCCCCGUGGCAUAAUACCACGCCAGCAUGCCAGCCCAAUAGGAAGCCGCCACAUGAUGCGCGGUGAC